Molecule: messenger RNA, 2499 nt
Organism: Closterium sp. NIES-65
Lineage: Eukaryota; Viridiplantae; Streptophyta; Zygnematophyceae; Desmidiales; Closteriaceae
Source: the annotation of a GenBank genome assembly
AUGGGCAUGCCAAGCCAAGCCCGUUCUUCUUCUCUUUUCUGUCUCCCGUCACCUCCUUCCAAUCUCUCUCUUCCCAUUUCUUCUCCAAGCCAACGUGCACCAUUAUCCAAUGAACUAAUGAUGCUUAUUGCCUGGCAUGGCAUGGUAUGUCUAUGUGGUAUGGUGCAUGCAUGUUGCCUGGAGUGCAUGGGGGAAGAGGAAGGGGGUUGGGUUGGGAAGGGGUGGGAAGCAGUGGGGAGGGGUGGAGUGGAAGGGAGUGGGGCGAGAUGGGGUGGGAAGGAGUGGGAAGGGGUGGGGUGGAUUGGUGGAAAUUGGGGGGCGUAUGGGUGGUGGUGUGCAGGGCGGCCGCUGUUUUACCGCGAAUCCAAACGGGACGAGAUUCGCCGGACGUUUCACGAGCCCGUGCCACCCAAGCCAAGGACGGUGCAGGGUGUAGUAGAGGGGGUGGUGUUAUCAGCAGCGAAUGGUAUCUCUUCCCUCUGGAAACGACGCACUCCUGAUAAGAAGUGCCUCAUUCUCGCUGCUCCAGACACACAGCUGCCCAUGCAGCAGCAGCAGCAACAGCAGCAACUGGUGUCGUCAUCAGCAGACGUGCUCAAGGAGUGGCGGGCCGAGGAGGUGAAAGAGGCCAUCCCCAUCGUGUUUGUCACCAGUCACGUGCCUAACGAGCCUCACCACCCGGCUCUUGUGGUCAUUGAACAGCCUGAACGAUCUCGUAUACAUGGUGGGGCCCAAUCCCAACCUAUAGCACCGGUCUUCCUCCUCAUCCUCUGCUCACCUUCCCCUCCUGCUCCCCUUCCCCUCCUGCUCACCUUCCCCUCCUGCUCCCCUUCCCCUCCUGCUCACCUUCCCCUCCUGCUCCCCUUCCCCUCCUGCUCCCCUUCCCCUCCUGCUCCCCUUCCCCUCCUGCUCACCUUCCCCUCCUGCUCCCCUUCCCCUCCUGCUCCCCUUCCCCUCCUGCUCCCCUUCCCCUCCUGCUCCCCUUCCCCUCCUGCUCACCUUCCCCUCCUGCUCACCUUCCCCUCUUGCUCACCUUCCCCUCCUGCUCACCUUCCCCUCCUGCUCCCCUUCCCCUCCUGCUCACCUUCCCCUCCUGCUCCCCUUCCCCUCCUGCUCCCCUUCCCCUCCUGCUCCCCUUCCCCUCCUGCUCCCCUUCCCCUCCUGCUCCCCUUCCCCUCCUGCUCCCCUUCCCCUCCUGCUCCCCUUUCCCUCCUGCUCCCCUUCCCCUCCUGCUCCCCUUCCCCUCCUGCUCCCCUUCCCCUCCUGCUCCCCUUCCCCUCCUGCUCCCCUUCCCCUCCUGCUCCCCUUCCCCGGCCCCACUUCCCCUUCCCAGGCGCGGAGUACGACCUGGUGGUGUACGUGGUGGGGCCCAACCCCAACCUCAAGCACCUGCUUCCCUCCCCUGCCUUUCCUCACCUUUUGAGGCGCCUCAAAAUUGCGGGUAGAGAGACGAAUUUUGAGGCGCCUCAAAAUUGCGGUCUGAACGACCUGGUGUACGUGGUGGGGCCCAAUCCGAACCUGAAGCACCUGUCAGCACUGGGAGUGACCAUCGAGGGGCGCAACGAGUACAACGACACGUGCGCCUGGCUGGCUGUGAGUUGCUGGCUUUCUAAGGGUGGAUCUUUGGGGUUUCUCGUGGGAGUGACCAUUGAGGGACACAACGAGUAUGACGACAUGUGCGCCUGGCUCGCUCGCAAGAUGGGAGUAACGCGAAUAGAGGUGGCGCGGCCAUGGAUCCUCGCUGCGUUCAUGGAGCGCCACAACUUCUCUCGAGUGCUCUCCCUCUCCAUAGACGUCAUGCUCUAUGUCAACGUCUCCCAGAUGGUCGCAUGGAUGUAUCCAUCAUCCAAGAUGGUGCUGCCCGUGCGAUGGCCCUCCAUGCAGCCGCCCCCUCUCCCCUCGCAGUACACCUCAACUGCAGUCUCCAACCAUGCAGCCCUGUGGCACAUUGAUGCUCUGAAGGACUUCCUAGCCUUGUACAAGCAGAUCUGGUCCAUGGCGCUGUUCGGGGGGCGUCCAGGUUCGGCGCACCUGAUGCGCAAGAAGGAGUACAGCGAGAUGACCAUGCUGGGGUGGUACACGUGGAGCGAGUGCUGGACCAACGACAAGCUCGACCCGCCCUGCAUGGCCGAACCUGUCACUGGCGUCAGUGCCAAGCUGGCCUACCGGCUGCGCCGCACGCGCUUCCGCCCCAAGUUUCUGGUGGAAUCCCUCUGCCAGCCGAGGGCGUGCCACAACUCCUCGUGGUCCGACGAGGGGCUGUGCGUGUGGGACAACAACUUCUCCGUUGCCACGCCCUCGCACUUUUUCCGAUUCGCCCCCACGCGCGGCGACAAGUGCCCCAGCAGCAAGCUGUAUGAGCACUUCCACGCGUGGAUGGGGCAGGUGCCUCGCAAGAAUGUUCAAUUCCUGGCUGUGAACUUCCAGGGCAGUCGGAGGGACUACUUGAAGCUCGAAGAUCCCGACCCUGCGAAAACAUGGGGCAGCGCUGUCUUCUGA